Messenger RNA from Habropoda laboriosa, 5437 nucleotides. RefSeq lists its product as uncharacterized. Gene Ontology annotation, molecular function: zinc ion binding; DNA-binding transcription factor activity, RNA polymerase II-specific; RNA polymerase II cis-regulatory region sequence-specific DNA binding. Bases 32 to 5437 code for a protein of 1801 amino acids. Gene Ontology annotation, cellular component: nucleus. Gene Ontology annotation, biological process: regulation of transcription by RNA polymerase II. NCBI's taxonomy places the organism in Eukaryota, Metazoa, Arthropoda, Insecta, Hymenoptera, Apidae. The transcript is spliced from 17 exons. The record is from RefSeq and is a predicted model, not a curated record.
CCUCUCAAGGCGGGACUAUCCCCGCCAAAUCAUGAACAAGGUGGAUGAUCGAGUUAGGUCGCCAGGUACAUCACGAUGUCUAACCACCACCAUGUCGCUCUCAAUUUCACCAUCAAGCCCUGAAGAACCUGUCACGCUGGUGGAACUGACCAGCGUGCCAGGUGGCCAGAAUGCGAUGGCUCAUCUCAAAAAACGGAAGCUGGAAGCAGAAUCUGUCAGCCCAAAUCCUAAGCAACCACAGCAGCCACAACAACAGCAGCAUUAUCAGCAACAGCAACCGUUGAUCAACAAGAAGGGUGCACAAGUGACCAUUCAAGAAAUGGAGACAGCUGAUGCUGCUGCUAAACGAAGAAGGAAAAGCGUGCGUGACGAUGAAACACGUAAAUUACUGGACACAAACGACACAAGCAAGAACAUACCGUUGCCGCAGAAGAAACGAGCGUUCACUGCUGGCAACUCCGGUAGUCCGGCAAGAAAAUCUAGUAAACACUCGGAGGAACCUGAGGACGACGAGACUCUGAUCAGAGAAACCGAAGCAGCUUUGAAAAGUUUGUCCGGUAGUUGGCCCGGUCCUAGAGGUUCUCUUUAUCAGCGUGGAAAUUCGGACGAGGACAAAUACGAGUCGAAUUUCGAGAAUCUCUUCGAGGAGAAGAAAGACAACCCCAAACUGUCGCCUUCUUCCGUAUCCACUUCGUCUACCACCAGCAACGAGGCUGGUUGCUCCUUGAAAGAUGUGAUAUCCUACCGCGGUCAGCAAGACCGUAACAGCAGAUCCCAGCAACAAUUGAAACAAGACCUGGCCAAACAACAACAGCAUCCGAGCAAAGUGAAAAAAGAACUGGAUAACAUGUUGAAACAGGAGAACGAGUGCGGUAACAUUCAGAUCCAAGUGAACAAUCUGAACUCGAGCGAACCAGGUAAAAUCCGAGCAGUGCCAGUGAGAUCGUUGUCGUGUAAAGACAGGAACGACAGAAGCAUAGUCGGUGUUCACGUGGACGCUCAAGGUCGACAAACGGACAAAUACUCGAGAUACGAUCCACCGGACUUCAACGAACUUGUCGACGAUUCCUCGAACGAAUUAGAAAUCGACAUGUCCGAUCCGACCGGUGACAAAGACGACGUCGACAGGGACAAGAUGAACGACAGGGACAGAGAUCGAACGUGUCGAAACGGUCAAUCGCCGCAAAGCACGGCGAGGCAACAGCAACAACAGCACCAACAGCUGUACUCGAACUAUCACAGACAGUACAACGAGAACGGGAUGAAGGUCUCGCAGACCGUUACCACCACCUCCUCUUCUUCACCCCCGUCGAAUUCUCCGUUCUCCGCAACGUCGGCGUUCAGGCCACCCAACACGGACCACGCGAAAGCGACUGGCCGCGGUACACCAUCGGUGGCUGUGGCUCCUACAGCGAUCCCACCUAUCGGCCCUUACCCAGCGUCAGCAACGUUCGUCGGUUACCCCACCGCCGGGCCAGGACCGACGAUGCCUACGCCGCAACCUGUUACCGGAAUCUCGUCCACCUCGGAGGAGAAGCACGCUGCCUCGGUGUCGCUGUUGCAACUGAAAUCGUCCAAGGAGGAGACACAUCACGUGACGAGGCACGAGGUGCCGCCUAAUCCAGUGACAAGUGGCAAAAAUCCGAACGGUGGCGGAGGACUUCCGGCAGUGACCAGUCCCGACUCCUCGAAACAGUAUACGAUCCUUCAGCCGGCUGGUAUCGGCUCCAGGGCAGCUAGUGCGAUUCAGGACAUAGCCAGGGAGGGAGUGGUCAGUGUGACAGCUGUGAGCAGUUGUAACGCGGCCAACGGUAACACGGCGAACGCCAUCAGCAGCAACGGUAACGGUGGCAAUUGUAGCAACAACGUCGCGAGCAAAACGACGAACAGCAACGGUAGUGGUAACGCGAGCAAUACAACGAAUACGGCUAGCAACGGGAACAAUGUGACGAACAGUAUCGCUAUCACCACGGUCUCGACUAGUACAACCACGUCCAGUCCUACGAGUGUCGCCGACGCGUCGUCUGGAACUGGAACGGGUCAGCAAGAGAGCAACGUGAUGAAGAUGCCGGAAAGGCCUGGUACCUUCGACGGAAGCAGGCCAGGAAUGUCAAUGUCUCCGUCCAGUCUCAACAGAGAGGGCAACAAGUGCCCGACCCCAGGCUGCACGGGGCAGGGUCACGUGACCGGACUCUACUCUCACCACCGCAGCCUAUCCGGUUGUCCACGAAAGGAUAAACUAACGCCAGAGAUUCUGGCGAUGCAUGAGACUAUUUUGAAAUGCCCAACGCCUGGUUGCAACGGCCGUGGCCAUGUCAGCUCGAAUCGAAACACGCACAGAAGCUUGUCCGGAUGUCCCAUUGCCGCGGCCAAUAAGCAGGCCGCACGCGAGGCACGACACAAGGCUCAAGUGUCCGGUAUCCCGCCAGAAUACAUCAGUACGAACCUGUUGCCGCCGUCGAUGGAUAGCAAGAGUUACUCUCAGUACGGGUCCACGGCGCAGGACACGAAACCUGUGUUGAGCAGCCUGACCUACGACUAUUACACGACAACGAAGAGCACAGGGAUCAACGUGAAACCACCGAAAACUCCCGAGGAAAGUCCCUCGUCCCGUACGACCAAAGUCGUCCCUAAAACCGAGAACAUGACACCGAGCGGCAGUUGUUGCAACACAUUACCUACCAGAGGGCAGAACACGUCCGAUUUGUUGGUACCGAAGACAGAAGAGACCACUUCCUGUCGAGUCAAUUCACCACCACCGCCACCACCACCAACCGUACGACCUACCUACGACUCGUACAUGAAUCAAGACUCGAAUUCCUCGUCGAUGUCCUCGAUGGACGCCAUGGGAUCCAGGGGAUCCAUCGGCGCGACGAUACAUCAUCCCAGUCAACAUCCCACGCAUCACGUUCUGCCGAUGCAACCCACCGUAGCUUACCCGAUGCCGAUGGUGGAGGACACGAGGAUGAGUCAUCAGAUGUCUCAGAGAUCUCCCUACGAACCAUCGGCCAUGAUGGCCGCAGCGGCGGCAGCGGCUGCUGCGGCCACCACCAGCGAGGAACUUUAUCAUCACAGAUCGGCGGAACACGCGAGGGCCUACAUGCAUCCUGGCGCGAGCAAUAUCGCGCGACCUGUUGUCACCUAUUCGAACGAGAUCGCGAACGCGAGAGGUUACGAGAACGCGGUUGCCAGCGCGGCUAAUCAUCGACCUUACGACCCCGGCACCACGUCCGCUUACGAGAGAUACGACACUCAGAGCUGUGCGCCGAUUCAGUCGCAGCAGCAACAGCAGCAACAGCAGCAACAGCAGCAGCAGCAGCAGCAACUGCACUCGAGGACGAAUAUGUACUAUCUGGGACAGACUGGAAUGACUCCGGAGGAACAGGAACGUGUUUAUCAUCAGGAGGCCGCGGCUGCUGCGCAGCAACAUCAGAUGGCGAUGGCCGCUGCUACGGCUGCUGGAAUGAUGAAGACUGAGGAUGUAAAAUGUGUCACGGUGGCGCAAGUCCAACAAAUGCAGAAGCCCGGUGGUCCUCCAACUUCUCCAGGUGGCUCGGUGAUGGAUUUGUCAACCUCCAGCGUCACGUCGACGAGCCCUCAGGCGCCACCGUACGGUUCUAAUAGUCUUAGCCCUCAGUACGGAGGAGGUCAAACGGUAGGUGGCAGUCCUCAGGCAGCAGCAAGUCCCCACUUGACUGCGAGUCCUCAGGUUCCCAGCCCGCAAGGACAGACCCUCGAUCUCAGCGUAAACAGGCUUCACAGCGGCGCGCCAAGUCCACAGUAUCCAACCGGCCACGGAGAAGCUGUGGCGGUUCCCGUUGGACCUGGUUUCCCAGCGCCCAGACCAAUCGAGGAGCAAACCGAGCCCGUGGACUUCUCCACGGCAAACGAGCCGGUCAAUUUCAGCGGGGGGCCUGGAAUCAGGCCUGUGCCAGGCUUCCCGCCACCCGGUGUGCACGUCACGGCUUACAGUCGAGAAAGCACCCCCGACAGUGGGGGUUCCCACUACAUGGACGCCUACCGCGAUCCCACUGGUUACGGACCAAUGAGCCCGCACCCAGGCUAUGGAAUGACAGGCGUUCAACCGGAAUAUCCUGGGAACACGUACACCCCUUACCCCACUGCAGGCUACAAUUGCGGUGGAACUUAUCCCGGUGGUCCCGUGACUUCCGGUUACCAAAUCCCAGCUGGCUACACGCCGACACCCUGCUACAGUAUGCCACCUCCACAGCACACGGUCGGACCUCUCGAUAAACCCACGGGUAAAGACGAUAGUAUGAAUAUGAGGCGGCACUCUUUGAAUUUCGCGCCUCGGCCCGCCCCCCGUGGUCGCGAUGGCAAGGAGCUGAUACAGUGCCCCACGUCGUCCUGUGAUGGCAUGGGUCAUGUCUCGGGAAACUACGCUACCCACAGAAGCCUGUCCGGUUGUCCGCGAGCCGAUCGUUCCCAGAUCCAAGCACACUCUCAAGAACUGAAGUGUCCUACGCCGGGAUGCGACGGUUCAGGCCACGUAACCGGCAAUUAUUCAUCUCACAGAAGUUUGUCCGGUUGUCCACGUGCUAACAAACCGAAGAGCAAGCCUCGAGACGGACAAGACUCGGAACCAUUGAGAUGUCCAAUCCCCGGUUGCGACGGGUCUGGCCAUGCCACUGGCAAAUUCUUGUCGCAUCGCAGCGCAUCGGGCUGCCCCAUUGCGAACAGGAACAAGACGCGAGUAUUAGAAUCCGGAGGUACUAUGGAGCAGCACAAAGCAGCGGUUGCCGCAGCGACGGCGAUGAAGUUCGAAGGUGUAAAUUGUCCGACGCCGGGGUGUGACGGGAUCGGCCACAUAAACGGCUCCUUCUCCACUCACAGAUCUCUGUCAGGUUGUCCGAUAGCCGGGCACGCGGUGAAGAAGCCAAAGUUCGAGGACAUGUCGAGCAUGUACAGCAAAGGAAUCAACGGAGUGGACACCAGUGGUCCGGCUCACGGGGGUGCGGUGGGUUCGGGUCAGGGUAACACGAGUGGUAGCGGUACCGCCAGUGGCCAGAGCGAGGAUCUGUACACACUGGAGGCCGAGAUCACGGAGCUCCAGCGAGAGAACGCUCGGGUCGAAUCGCAGGUGCUGCGCUUGCGCUCCGAUAUCACCGCCAUGGAGAACCAGCUGAAGCAAGGUGAAAAGGAAACAACGACGAUUGCCCAGCGAAACAACAACCUGACCGAGUACUAUCAGUCGCUGCGUGACAACAUGAUCACGCUGUUGGAGCACGUGCGAAUACCGAACGCCCCGGGCGGACCGCAGGAGAAGAUGGGCCACGAGAAUUUCGACAGUUACCUGACGAAGCUGCAGACACUCUGCACCGCCGACGGUUACUGUGCAGACGAAACGAACAGGCCGAUAUACGAGACGGUGAAGACCGCGCUGCAGGAUUUCACGGUCCUACCGACACCCAUCUGA